Gongylonema pulchrum is the source of this 771-nucleotide messenger RNA. The record is from the annotation of a GenBank genome assembly. NCBI's taxonomy places the organism in Eukaryota, Metazoa, Nematoda, Chromadorea, Rhabditida, Gongylonematidae.
GGCUCAUCAGCAGAAACGACAGUAGCUGCAAAUGGUAGGAACGCGAAUUGGCAGGAGACUGUUGAACUGAGGCUUGAUCGUCUUCGAGAAACCAAAAAUGACUUCAGCAGUAUCGCUGAUUCACUUCGAAUUACUGUUUACGAUCGGCUGGUCAGCAAGUUAAAUGCUGAUGACCGGGAGCCGAACUCGGUGCAUGAGCAACUCGAAAGGCGCUACCUCGGAUCGAUUUUUAUACCAUUCACAACCAUUUAUUAUAAUGCUAAAAUUGAUGGACGCUUACGUCUCCAGACUCCGCUAAUUUUGACCUCCUACAGGAUUAGCGAUCAACCGGCGUAUGUAAAGCUGCUGAUAGCGUUUGAGCCAGCAGUUGGUCCACCGCGUAUUGAGGCACCAAAGUUUCUACGAGCAAUGAAACCACCGCAAAGUCUAGCAGCUGAUAAUCAAUCACCACAGCAAUUGGCACGCAUCGCUUGUCGAUUGGUUUCCUACAUUCCUUUUGUUACACAUACAGCUAUUUUUCCAGAAUUUAUCGACUUAUGGGCUACUGCUGACCAGGUUAGUCCACAGUCAGCAUUCGUUUUGGCAGUGAUUCCGGAAAGCACGCUCAUCCUGAAUCCCAGUGAUGGAAAUGCUUAUAGCGUGAAUGAUCCGUUAUGCCCCAUUAUUUCAAUAGGCACAGCUGUUUGUGUUGGUAAUCUCUACGCGAACAUUCAGCAACACGGACAUCCAAGUCAAAUGCAGUUCGAUUUCAGUGUAAGUUUUAAAAAAUAA